GUUUCUGGAGGCAGGUAUAUGUUCAAUGGCCUUGCACGGGGCUGAAGAGAGGAAGUGAGGGAAUGAGAGAAAGGUGAAAAGGAGAGAGAUGUAGGAGUUCACAUUGCAGCCCGCCUUCUCGGAUUGACUCUCACUUCAUUCUUAAUUCUUUCUCUCCAAUCAUAAUACAGCUUCUACUUCCAUUUCACCUCAGCAGAUGCAGAGCUUUUCCAAAGCGGAUGGACACUCUCAUCUCUCCACCUCCCUCACACUCACUCACGGGGGCAUGUGGGCGGAGGGUAAUUUAGUUUCCGGGCCUGUUAUACACUAGCUGAGCUGUGGGAGUGAGUGUGAGAAAGUGAACGGAUCGGUGUUUGGACCGGUUAUCGUUUCUGCUUGUCUGUCAAUGUGGAGCUCAGAGAGGAGAUGGACAACAAGAGCAGGACGGAGAGAUUAACGGGGGAUGAAUGUGAGUUGGAUGACUGGUACUAUAACGAGGAUGAUAAAGUGCUAUGUGCAGACAGAGUGGGCCAGAUGACGAAGACGUACAAUGACAUCGAUGCUGUCACACGUCUGUUGGAGGAGAAAGAGAGAGAUUUGGAGCUGGCUGCGAGGAUCGGCCAAUCACUCCUUAAGAAGAACCAAACCCUGACUGAGCAGAAUGACUAUCUGGAGGAACAAGUGGGACAAAUCACAGAGGAGGUGGCCCAGCUGCACCAUGAGCUGAACCUGAAGGAUGAGCUGCUGCAGUUUUACACCAAUGCAGCUGAGGAGAGUGAGGAGGAGUCCAGUGGCUCCCCAACGGGUAAGAAGAGUAAAAUAGAAACAGCUUCAGGAGGCUUUGUGAGUGACACACUCCAGAGGAAACUCAAAGAGCUGGAAGAAGAGAACCUGUCGCUCCGCUCAGAGGCUAACCAUCUAAAGUCAGAGACGGAAACAUAUGAGGAAAAGGAACAGCAGCUUGUUAAUGACUGUGUGAAGGAACUCAGGUUAUCCAGUCUCCAGAUCUCUACCAUAGCGGAGGAAUUGGCUCGUAAGACUGAGGAUGCCUCCCGGCAGCAAGAGGAAAUCACACACCUCCUCUCUCAGAUAGUCGACCUGCAAAAGAAAGCCAAAUCUUAUGCGGUGGAAAAUGAGGAGCUCUCUCAGCACCUGAUAGCAGCUAAAGAUGCCCAGAGGCAGCUUACAGCAGAGCUCCAGGAGUUGGAGGAGAAGUACUUGGAGUGCAUCGAGAUGCUGCAUGAAGCCCAGGAGGAGCUGAAGAACCUGAGGAACAGAAACUACCCCGCAGGAACCCCCCGACGCUACCAUCCCCUGGGACUGUAUCCCAUGGAUUCUCUGGCAGCUGAGAUCGAGGGAACAAUGAGGAAGGAGUUGAGUCUGGACGACCCAGAGUGCGAGGAACAGAAGAUCCAUCGUAAGCGUGUUUUUGAGACAGUCAAGAACGUCAAUCAGACUGUGCGUCAGCGUUCACUGACUCCAACCAGCGCCAACAUCCCAGGUUCCAACCAGUCUCUGUCAGCUCGUACAUCGCCACAGUCCAGCGGCCUCUCCACGCCUCGCUCCAGCAUAUAUGGAAGUGACAUCAACGCAGACAGUAUUGCCCUUGACAACCGGACGCAGAGCAUCCUGAUGGAGACGACAUCCAAUCAAGAUAGUGCAGAGGGCCGAGAGAAGAAGGCGAGUGGGGCUGAGGACCUGCGGCUGGCCCUGCGCCGCCUGUCUCUGCGUAGACAAAACAACCUGAGUGAGAGGCGCUUCUUUGAGGAGGAGAGGGAGCGGAGGCGGGGAGGACAUGGAGGUCUCCACGAUGCCCUGGGCCAGGAGAGUGCGAUGACCCCCUCAGAAAGCAUCAUGUCCCUUGGGAACCUCCACUUGUGGGCCACGCGAGGGCCUUACCUCCCUGACAAACUCCAGAUCGUCAAACCGCUUGAAGGCUCUGCCACCCUGCACCACUGGCAGCAGUUAGCCCAGCCUCACCUCGGUGUGAUUCUGGACGCCAGGCCCGGAGUCGUGUCAAAGGGCUACAGACCCCUCGAACUGGAGCUGGAGCAGGUGUAUCCAUGGGGCGGCUUUGAAGAAGAUGAACCAGGUGAGCAGUACUUCCAGAAUCUGCCCACCUCCACGGCCUCCGCUUCCCCAGCCGUGCCCUCCACCUCCAGCACAGGCAGCACCAACCUCGGUCAGCCACCGCCCAGCCUCGCUCCACCUUCUCCUCCCUCUCCAUCCCCAUCGCCACAUCUCAGCAACACUGACGCCCUGGCUGCAUACUACCCAGGUAAAUGCAUGGCUCACACCAGCUCUACUUACACCUUCACUACCUGUCGGAUCCUUCAUCCAACUGAUGAGCAGACACGGGUCACACCAAGUCUAAACCCAGUCCCAGCGUCGUCCUCCUGUGUGAUGACCAGCACUCUGUUGGGUACUCCUGCUGCUACACCCUGCACGCCCCGCAGGCUCAGUCUCAGGCCCUCUGAAUCCUCAACUAACCUCAGAGAUGCAACACGUACCACCAGCACAUCCCUGGGGUUAGUGCGCCUUCUCCAGGAGAGAGGGAUCUCAGCAGCAAUGUAUCACCAGAGUCAAGGCCUGGAGCACGGAAAGAGCAGCGAAGGGGUUUUAUUCAGCACGUCCAUCACUCCCAACAGAGCCCCCAACCCUGACCCCCUGCGCCCCUCUACUCCUCCAAACUCCCCCACAGGGCGGGGAGCUUCAGCUGUGCCAAUCUCCGUGGGCUUCGACUUCAAGAGCCCCUCCUAUGACAACUUCCUGGCUUCCAAACCGGCCCGUUCCAUUCUGAAAGAGGUGACGGGAGGGAUGAGGGGCAGGCAGAGAGGGAGGGACUGCGAAAGCCAGACGGACGUUAGCGUGACCGUUCACAACCUCAACCUGCUGGAUAAGGUGAAGCGGCUGGGUGUGGCCGGAGCUCAAGGGGGCAGAGCAGUGAGUCCCAGCCCCAUCCUGGGGCCUCUGGGCGGGCUGCGCAGAUCCGGCUCUCCUUUUGGGCCCGAUGGAAUAAGAAGGAACCGGAGUUAUCCAGCCAUGGUUGGAGCCAGCAUGGCCAUGAAGGCUCCAGGGCCCCCGGAGUAGUCUGGACUGCUUCUGUCCAUCAGGGUAUCCACAUAGGAGCCAGGCAGGGCCAAGGACUGGCUGUUGAGCAGUCACCUGGAGCCCAAACACUGACUGACACUGUUCAUACUCUACAACAACAACGUGGCACUACUGAACAGUUUCUAAUCACUACUGUGGUACGACACUGACACGAUCCACUCUCCAGUGCUUUUAGGUGGUGACUCAUGCUUGAAUUAAAAGCAGCUAGUAACUUAAAGGGAUCUGUUCACCCAAAAUACAAAUAAAAACAUUUCUAACUGACCACUAAAGGUAUCUAGCCAUGCAGAUAGAUAGUUGUGGUUUUAUGUGCCCAGAUUUUUAGAUAUCUCUGAGAUGAGGGUGAAUGGAAAUUGAAUCAUAUUGCUCACAGCCUAAAAAUUACAGUUAGAAACUUAAACAGUAACUUGUUUUUCAAGAUAUAAAGCUCUAUUUACUUAGUUUUUUCCACAGACCAUGCCAUGAACAGUAUAAUUCUUUCUACCAAUUAAAGUUUGACAUUUUGGGAAAUAUGCUUUCCGAGAUGAGAAGAUUGAUAUUAAUCUCAUGUCUUAGAGUGGUAUCAACCUUCUCAUCUAGCUCUCGAAAAGAACAAGAAAAAGUGUAUUUCCUAAAUUGUUAAACUAUUUCUUUAAAUGAAAUACAAACUGUUUGUUCUGUGGAUGGACACUAGUUCUAGUAUAAUGUAACUGCAGCACAGCAUUAGGAUCAGAGACAAAAAUCUUAAAAUCUGGGCACAAAAAAACUAUUUUAUGUAAUUUGGGUGAACUGACCCUUUGGAAAGUAGAAUAUCUUAAAAAGGGAGCUAUUGAGAUUUCUGUUUGGUAGAAAUCCAAGAAUGAUGUAGUGAAAGCUGCAAAUAUCUCACACUGCUGUCCACUCAGAUCCCUGCUUUGGAGACUGACUCUGCUGGCUAGAUGUAGUACUCCCACUCUUGCCUUUUUGAAACACAUCCACAUAAAUCCUACACACAUCCAGACAGGUGCACUCUAUCAAAUCUGCCAUCACACAAGUUGGCUAUUUGUAUCACUGUAGCGCUAAACCAUGCCUUCCUUUCCUCUCUGUUAUUGGAUUAAGAUCCACAUUUUAUAACCGAUUAAACAUUUACACCAAAUAAGUGAAAUUACUGUAUGUCCUCCCUACUCUCACUCUCUUACCCCUUCCUAUAUCCCUCCUGAAGUGAUUGGGUGUGAGUCCGACAAGUCCCUUUCAACAAGUCAUUGAAUAGAUUUUAUGUCAGUAUUGAAGAUGCUUUGGUUUAGUUUCCUAAUUGGCCAUUACAAAGGGAAGUGAUGAUGAUGAUGAUGCUUCCACAGAACAUGAAAGAUCAAUACGCUGAAGCCACAGCUCACAAAGAGGACAGAGAGAGGUAUGAGAGGAAUGAUUGUGGCUAAUCAGCCGUUGUGCUCGGAAGCUUUCGGACAUUUUCCUUCUGGUUUCAUCUGUGAAAUGAAGCAAUAUAGUGCCUCAACCAUUGAUGAUUUAUGUUCUUCAUGUGUUGGAUUUAGGGUGUGAAGGAGCUGUCGAUUGUUACACUUAUUUAUUUUGAAGAUCUUAUCUUGAUUGAAACUAUUUUUCAUGAAAAAUGAUGUUGUCUCAUGUGCUCACUGUAUAUACUGUUCAUUGUCACUGAAAUGUCAGUAAUGACUUAUAAAGAAAUCAUUAUGUGUAGCGCGUAACCAAGAACCACAGAUUACGUAAGUAUUGGGGUGAGCAUGUAAUCAGGGAUUUUUCCAAAUAAAAAAUCAGCCAUCAAACAAUAA
Messenger RNA from Thunnus maccoyii (southern bluefin tuna), 4850 nucleotides. Its product is annotated as trafficking kinesin-binding protein 1-like. Gene Ontology annotation, molecular function: GABA receptor binding. Gene Ontology annotation, biological process: neurogenesis; anterograde axonal transport of mitochondrion; endosome to lysosome transport. NCBI's taxonomy places the organism in Eukaryota, Metazoa, Chordata, Actinopteri, Scombriformes, Scombridae. The transcript is spliced from 17 exons. Gene Ontology annotation, cellular component: dendrite. The record is from RefSeq and is a predicted model, not a curated record. The coding region runs from base 406 to 3069 and encodes 887 amino acids.